Molecule: messenger RNA, 3990 nt
Organism: Sinocyclocheilus grahami
Lineage: Eukaryota; Metazoa; Chordata; Actinopteri; Cypriniformes; Cyprinidae
Product: integrin alpha-2
Exons: 30
Coding region: 47-3583 (1178 amino acids)
Biological process (GO): cell-matrix adhesion; cell adhesion mediated by integrin; integrin-mediated signaling pathway
Cellular component (GO): external side of plasma membrane; integrin complex
Molecular function (GO): integrin binding
Source: RefSeq, a predicted model, not a curated record
UGGAGACAUCACUGUCUGCUCUUUCACCUUAACAAUUUCUCCAGCAAUGGACAAAAUGGAAAAAGUUGUGAUACUACUGAUUUUUUUGCAGAGUUUCUGUAUUGCUCACACUCGGGGUUUUAAUGUGGGGACUGCAGGAGCUAAAAUCUUCACAGGUCUUGCAGUAGAAGAGUUUGGCUACACUGUACAACAGUUAAGCAAUAAUCAAGGAAAAUGGCUGCUGGUGGGUUCUCCCUGGAGCGGAUACCCUCAGAAUAGAAAAGGAAGUCUCUAUAAGUGUGACAUCAGUGCUUCCAGUGUCAUCUGCCAGAAACUAAACCUUGCAGACUCUGUCAGCAUAGAUGGUGUGCAGAGCAUCAACGUCAACAUGAGUCUGGGCCUGACUCUCACUCCAAUAGCUGAACCUAACAGAUUGAUGACGUGUGGUCCUCUGUGGGCUCAGCGCUGUGGCAGUCAGUACUUUUACCCAGGAGUCUGUGCUGACGUGAGCCCACAGUUUACGCUUCAGUCGGUCUUCUCUCCUGCCGUUCAAACUUGUGGCGGGCCCAUGGAUGUUGCCAUUGUUUUGGACGGAUCAAACAGUAUAUAUCCAUGGCCUGAUGUUAGAAACUUUCUCAUAAAGCUUUUGGAAAAUCUUGAUAUUGGACCAGAUAAAACUCGAGUCAGCAUUAUGCAGUAUUCCAAGGAUUUGUCCUUUCUUUAUCAUUUUAGUUCUGACCAAAAUAAAGAAAAGGUUCUUUCAGCAGCUUCUAAUAUUGAGCAAAAAACUGGGACCGAAACCAACACUUUUGCAGCACUUGACAAUGUCAGGCAAACAGCUUUCUUACUGGAAAAUGGUGGCCGUCCCGGUGCCACUAAGGUGUUGGUUGUGGUAACAGAUGGAGAAUCUGCUGAUGGUCAUAAAGGUCAAGAAGUCAUUGAGAGAUGCAACAGAGAUGGCAUCAUUCGCUUUGGCAUUGCUAUUCUCAAACAAAGUGCCAAUAUUCAAAAAUUCAUCGAGGAGAUUGAAUUGAUCGCUAGCACUCCAACAGAGAACUACAUGUUUAAUGUGUCAUCAGAGAAAGCGCUAAUCAAUAUCGCAGGAACUCUGGGGGACAGAAUCUUUAACAUUGAGGGCACCAGUCAAGGUCAGGAGUUUCAACUGGAGAUGUCCCAAGUAGGAUUCAGCGCACACCAGACCAAUAAAAAGGAUGUGAUCAUGCUGGGUGCUGUUGGAGCGUAUGGAUGGAGCGGGACCGUCGUCCAUCAAACAGCUGGGAAAUCACACAUUUUCCUCAAAAAUGCUUUUGAGAAAAUCUUGGAUGACAGAAACCACAGCUCAUUACUUGGAUACUCUGUCACGUCUGUGAUGGACGGCUCGUCUGAGUUUUAUGUGGCCGGUGCUCCUCGUGCCGUUCAUAGAGGACAGGUCAUAGUUUACAGUAUCAACAGCCAGAAUCAGCCCGUCAUCAUAGAUUCACAGAGAGGAGAUCAGAUCGGCUCUUAUUUUGGCAGCGUUCUCUGUCCUGUUGAUGUGGACACUGACAGUGUGACAGAUCUGCUGCUGGUCGGAGCUCCGAUGUACAUGAGCGAGGAGAAAUCUGAAACCGGAAGAGUCCACCUCUUCACCAUUACCAAGGGCAUCUUAAGCAACCAGGGCAGGUUAGAGGGACCCUCCAUGUUGGAGAAUGCUCGGUUUGGGACGGCCAUCACUGUCGUCCCCGAUCUAAACCUGGACGGCUUCAGUGACGUGGUGGUUGGUGCUCCGCUGGAAGGCAAUGGCCAAGGUGCCGUUUACAUCUACAAUGGAGACAGAAAAACCAUCAGAAAGCAGAGCUCACAGAAAAUACUUGGAUCCAAACUGGACCCGGUGCUUCGGUUCUUUGGACGCUCUUUAGAUAGUCAAGGCGAUAUGAACGAUGACUCAAUCCCUGAUAUUUCAGUCGGAGCGGCUGGGAAGGCAGUGCAGCUCUGGUCAAGGGGAGUUGCAGCUGUCACAGCGACGGUCUCCUUCAGCCCUGAGAAGAUCAGCAUUCUGAGUAAACCUUGCAUGUUUGGAGGAAGGAUGGUGUCGUGUGUUGAUGCCAAAGUCUGUUUCAGGUCAAAAUUUAGACCCACAGUAUUAGUGGGUAAAGUAGAUAUCAAGUACAACUUGACACUUGACGCUGACUUGCAGUCAUCUAGAGCCACUUCAAGAGCCCAGUUUGACAACUCAGAGCGUCUUAUCCAGAAAUCGUUCAGCGUCUCUGACGAAGAAAGCUGUGUAGAUCAUAAUGUCUAUGUGCAGGAGACUCCUGAUUUUGUUAGUCCAGUUGCUUUGCGAGUUGACAUCAGUCCACAAAAUCCAGACACCGGCCCUGCCCUGGAUGCAUUUCAGCCCAAAGCUUGGGAAUUUUUUAUCCCUUUUGUAAAGGACUGUGGCUCUGAUGACAAAUGUUCUUGUGACCUGAAGCUGACUGUGAAACCUGUUAAUGUAUCUAGCUCAUCUGCCCUUCUAGUCAGACCUGACAGAAGAAGUCUGUCUUUCAUCGUGACAAUAACGAACAUGAAGGAAAAUGCGUACAAUACAAGAGUGUCUGCUAACUUCUCCAGUAACCUGUUCUACGCCUCUUUUACACCACCUGGAGACAACACUAAAGUGAAAUGCAGUUCAAAAACAGGCUCACUCGACUGCAGAGUUGGAUACCCGACCCUGACGCUUGACCAGACGGUAACAUUUGUGAUCAACUUUGACUUCAACCUGAAUCAACUAGAGAAACAGGCUGCUGUGACCUUUGAAGUGCAAAGUGACAGUGAGGAGGAAGUGACAUCUGAUAACAAGGUCUCUCUCUCCAUCCCAGUCAAGUACGACGCCGAAAUCAUCCUCACAAGAAACUUAAACUUGGAUUUUUGCGGCAUUGGUCCUGAGGAUCAAGUCAAACAUACAGUCUCAGGUUUCGAUGACAUCGGCCCAGAAUUCAACAUAAAUUUACAAGUUUCAACUGGAACUUUCCCAAUCAAUCAGGCUCGUCUGACCGUCUCACUGCCCACCAGAUCCAAAGCUAGAAAUCCUUUACUAUAUGUGACUUCAGUCAAAACGGCACCUGUUGUAAAUGUGCAGUGUGACAGCAGCCAUCUGAUUGACCCACUGAAGAUCAGAGAGGAAACACACACUGCCAGCUUCACUAAAGAGAGCUUUAGAGGGACAACAGAACUGAAUUGUAAUGCAGCAAAAUGUGAAACCAUGACUUGUGUCCUCAACAAUCUGGAGAUGAAGACCAACUACUUUGUAAACAUCACCACAAGGCUCUGGAAUGGCACAUUUGCCUUUGCUGAUUUUCAGACAGUUUUAGUGGCUGGAAGCUCCGAGAUACAAACAUCUCUGCCUGAUCUCAUAGUUGUCACACACAGACAACAACAGAUAAAAAUUACAGUGAGUAAAGAAAGAGCGAUUGGAGAUAUUCCUAUUAGUAUUAUCAUAGGAAGUGUCAUCGGCGGCCUCCUCCUUUUAGCUGUAGCUAUGCUGAUCCUAUGGAAGGUUGGCUUCUUCAAGAGACCGCCGUUGCCACAGGGAAAUCAACAGGACCCGGCAGAACAAGAGGGUCUGUGUGAGAAUCCAGCAUGAACGGGACAUACACGCUCACCUCUGUGACUACAUGCGAAUAAUGUUACCUCGAAUUGUACCGAUUAAUAACUGAUAUUCAGUUGACAGCCAUUCGGGUCCUGCAGGAGGUCUGGGUUGUGAUAAUAUUACUGUAUUUUAAAGCAUCUCACGAUUGUUGACUUGCUCGUUUGGUGCUCAGUCGUACUUGGGCUUACUCAAAAGAAUGAACGAAUGAGUUGGUACAUGCACGAGAGCCAGGGUUUGUCUUCUUAAAGACAGAGGGGGGUGCAAAUGAAUGUCUAAAGCUUAUGCCUCUGUCAUUUCCUGCUUCCUUCUUGUUCUGACUUGCUUCAGUUUCGACACAAACAACCCAACCGCUGGGUCAAAACAACCCAAUAGCGGUUUGUCCUUUUUAACCCAGCGCUGGG